CACUCAUCGAAAUAUAAAACAAAUGUAACAUCCACCCUUGCAGCAACAUUCCUAAAUUUCUAAUCAUCAGACAUUCAUCACAUUUUUCCACGCCUCACACACGAAACAAUUGAACACCAAUAACCACAUAAUCACCAUGGACAAACUCUCCGGUCUCGCCUCGAAGCUCAGCGGUGGCAACAAGUCUGGUGGUGACGCGCAGGCCUCGGGGUCUAGCGGAAACCAGGGCCAGGAGGAUUACCUUGAUAAGGGUGAGUAUUUUUUUUUUUUCACGCGCGCGCCUAUAAUAUUAUGUUGUUGGUUUGGGCUAUCGCGGCUGGAAUGGAAUGCUGAUAUCAUCGCUCUUGUAGGUCUCGACUCUGUUGAACAGAAGUUCGGUGGUGGCAAGAUCGAUCCUCAGAAGAUGCGCUCGACGAAUGAGAAAAUCACAGAUACGGCGAGGAACCAGUUUGAGAGUGCUACCGGAAGGAAAGUCCCUGAGAAGUUUUCCAAUUAGUUUCACUGUAGGAGGCAGUGAAGGGAUAUGAGAAUAUUUAUAG
Messenger RNA from Aspergillus neoniger CBS 115656, 539 nucleotides. RefSeq lists its product as uncharacterized. NCBI's taxonomy places the organism in Eukaryota, Fungi, Ascomycota, Eurotiomycetes, Eurotiales, Aspergillaceae. The transcript has 2 exons. The record is from RefSeq and is a predicted model, not a curated record. The coding region runs from base 137 to 496 and encodes 119 amino acids.